This is a messenger RNA of Adineta ricciae, 231 nucleotides long. The record is from the annotation of a GenBank genome assembly. NCBI's taxonomy places the organism in Eukaryota, Metazoa, Rotifera, Eurotatoria, Adinetida, Adinetidae.
AUGGCACUACUCAAGAAUCAAGUGGGCAAAGAUGCUACAGUUUCAUUCUACGGUGGUGUACAUGAUCAUAGUACUGCAGCGCACAAUACACUUGCCAUGAUGCGUGUUGCUAUCUGCAAGCACGGCGGUGAUGUCGAAUAUUUGAAGAAACGACUCGGCCAUGCAGCUACUCCAUCUCCAAUUUGGGCCAAUACCGAAGUCGAUGGAAAGCAAUUCUGGGUCGGAAGGUAA